Scedosporium apiospermum is the source of this 810-nucleotide messenger RNA. RefSeq lists its product as uncharacterized. The record is from RefSeq and is a predicted model, not a curated record. Gene Ontology annotation, molecular function: transmembrane transporter activity. NCBI's taxonomy places the organism in Eukaryota, Fungi, Ascomycota, Sordariomycetes, Microascales, Microascaceae. Gene Ontology annotation, cellular component: membrane. The coding region runs from base 1 to 810 and encodes 269 amino acids. Gene Ontology annotation, biological process: transmembrane transport. The transcript has 3 exons.
AUGGGCGAGCACAUGUUCAAGAAGUCUGCAUCAGAGGAGAAGGCCAACGCUGUCGACGAGGUUGAGGUCGUGGACAAGAAGGCCGACCUGGGCCUCCAGUUCAUCAACCAGCAUGGUGGUGGAAUCGAAAUCACCGAAGAAGAGGACCGUCACGUUCGACGAAAGCUCGACCUCUUCCUGAUGCCCAUUCUCAUGCCGACCUUCGGCCUCCAAUACCUUGACAAAGUGACCAUCUCCUACGCAGCCCUCUAUGACUUCCGCUCCGACCUCAAUCUUGAGGGCCAGCAGUACAGCUGGGCCGUCUCUCUCUUCUACGUCGGCUACCUAGUGGGCGAGUUCCCCGCCAACUACCUCUUGCAAAAGCUCCCCAUCGGCAAGUUUGCCGCCGUGAACCUCUUCAUCUGGGGUGGCAUCGUCAUGCUCUGUGCCGUCGCCAAGAAUUUUGCCGGCAUCGCUGCCUUGCGUUUCCUUAUGGGCUUCUUCGAGGCAGGCAUCCCCCCUUGUUGGAUCUACAUUACCGGCAUGUUCUACAAGGCCUCCGAGCAGGGCGCCAGAACCCCGGAUGUCGGCCACAUCGAGACGGCCGUCAAGAAGUGGCAGUUCGUCUUCCUCAUCUGCGGCGGCUUCACCGUCCUGUGGUCCGUCGUGGUGUUCCUUUGGCUUCCCGACACCCCCCUCAACGCGAAGUUCCUUAGCGACAGGGAACGCGCGGUGGCUAUCGAGCGCGUGCGCCAGAACCGCACGGGUAUCAAGUCCACCGAGUUCAAGUGGUCGCAGGUCGCCGAGGCUUUCCGCGACCCUCAAGUCUAG